AUGGACUCGGACGCCAGCCUGGCGUCCAGCCGCCCGUCCUCGCCGGAGCCGGACGAGCUGUUCCUGGCGGCCCGCGGCAGGGCCGGCGGCGGCGGCUUCUGCGGGGCCACCGUGUCCUCGUCCACGCCCAGCGACGGCGCGCCCGAGCCGGGCCCGGAGCGCGGCGGGGCGGGCGCGGCGGGCGCGCUCGCGGGGGACCGGCCGGGCGGCGGCGGCUGCAGGGCGGCGGGCGCGGCGGCGGCGGCCGCGGCCACCAGGAAGGACAAGAAGCAGCUGACGGAGCCCGAGCUGCAGCAGCUGCGCCUCAAGAUCAACAGCCGCGAGCGCAAGCGCAUGCACGACCUCAACAUCGCCAUGGACGGGCUGCGCGAGGUGAUGCCGUACGCGCACGGCCCGUCGGUGCGCAAGCUCUCCAAGAUCGCCACGCUGCUGCUGGCGCGCAACUACAUCCUCAUGCUCAGCAGCUCGCUGGAGGAGAUGAAGCGGCUGGUGAGCGAGCUCUACGGCGGCCACCACGCCGCCUUCCACGCCGCGCCCUGCGGCGGCCUGGCCCACGCCGCGCCCCUGCCCGCCGCUGCCGCCGGGCACCCCGCGGCCGCGCACCCCGCGGCGCACCACCCGCUCCUGCCGCCCGCCGCCGCCGCGGUGUCCGCCGCCGCGCUGCCCUCGGUGGGCGCCCUCCGGCCCCCGCACGGCCUGCUUAAGGCCCCGGCGGCGGCGGGGGCCCCGCUGGGCGGCGGCGGCGGGGGUGGCGGCGCGGGCUUCCCGCACUGGGGCGGCGUGCCCUGCCCCUGCAGCAUGUGCCAGGCGCCCCCGCACCCCCAUGUGGCGGCCCUGGGCGCGGGCGGCCUGCCCCGCCUCGCCUCCGACGCCAAGUAG
Messenger RNA from Pipistrellus nathusii (Nathusius's pipistrelle), 879 nucleotides. Lineage: Eukaryota; Metazoa; Chordata; Mammalia; Chiroptera; Vespertilionidae. The record is from the annotation of a GenBank genome assembly.